Messenger RNA from Cyclospora cayetanensis, 873 nucleotides. RefSeq lists its product as uncharacterized. Lineage: Eukaryota; Apicomplexa; Conoidasida; Eucoccidiorida; Eimeriidae. The coding region runs from base 1 to 873 and encodes 290 amino acids. The record is from RefSeq and is a predicted model, not a curated record. The transcript has a single exon.
AUGUGGCGCCCUCAGGUUGUAUACCAUGUCACCGCGGUGUGCUCUCUGUUACUUCUUCUCUCCCAGAGUUCUAACGCAUCUGAAGGGAACAGUAUCUCGCACGCAGGUGUUCUUGAUUCAGUAAUAAAACCUCAUUCUCAACAGCAUGGCCUACGACGUGAAGAGGGCCCACUUGAAGGCUCGCAAGCUUUAGUGGAGCAACAAGCCCGGGGAGGGGCAAAUCAAUCAGACGAAGAUGUAGAGCUCGAAUCGAGCGAGCUCAACGCUGGCACGGAGACAACUCCCAGCGAACAUUCGAACGAAGAAAUUGGACAGGCGCUGGAGCGGUUUCUGACAGUGGAAAGGGAAGCACUGGAAGAGCUACAGGAACAGCUUGAUGCGUCUUAUGAAGGAGAGAAGCCUAGCGGAACCGCUAACUUCCUGCAGGCGAACAACGUGGAGACACCCCUUGAGGUGUCCAAUACGCAGGCUGAGUUGCCUGGCCAUAAUACUAGCGCUGACAGGUUUGAUGGGACACAGGGAGAAGAGGAACAGGAGGAACAGACGCUAGAGAGUAGACGUCAUGCUGGAUCGAGGUUUAAAAGGUUUAUUGACAAAGCAAGAGAUAGUGCAAAGCAUGCCCUUAAAAAAUUGAAAGCAGAAGGUCAUAACCUGGCAGAAAAUGUAGAAGAUAUGGCGCACGAUGCCAAGAAAGGACUGCGUAAUGCUUGGGAAAAAACUAGUGACGCGGUUAAACGGGGUUUGAAGGGUGCGAAAUCACGCUUAACGGAUACCGUUUCUCGGAUUAGAGACAAAAUGCAUAAUGAAGGGAAAGAGGGUGCAAACGCAACCGACGAGGAAAGUGGUCUUACCCACUCAACAGCAGAGAAUUAG